Messenger RNA from Achroia grisella, 4057 nucleotides. RefSeq names its product ATP-dependent DNA helicase Q5-like (gene RecQ5). The transcript is spliced from 11 exons. Bases 295 to 3915 code for a protein of 1206 amino acids. Gene Ontology annotation, molecular function: ATP binding; 3'-5' DNA helicase activity; four-way junction helicase activity. Gene Ontology annotation, cellular component: cytoplasm; chromosome. Gene Ontology annotation, biological process: double-strand break repair via homologous recombination. NCBI's taxonomy places the organism in Eukaryota, Metazoa, Arthropoda, Insecta, Lepidoptera, Pyralidae. The record is from RefSeq and is a predicted model, not a curated record.
GCGUGCGAAUUUUUUGUGUAAAUUAGUUUUCAUUUCUGAAAAAAACAUGGCUAAAAACCUACAUCCCAGUCUUAUUGGUCUGUGGUGGUCUGUGGCCGACCAGAAAUAAAAUCUGUGAAAUGGUGUGAAUUAUGAAUGAAAGUUUACUUUAUUUGAGGUUGUAAAUAAAUAGAAAUUCUUAUCUUGUACCUUGAAACUAGUAAAUAACACAAAAUAGUAUAUAUAGUGAUGGUGCUUAAUGUAAAGUACAAAAUAAAAUUCAUUUAUACGAUAUUUGUGUGAAAAAGAAUUCAAAUGGAUAACGUCAUCGAGAAAUUAAAUCAUUAUUUUGGCCAUCGCAAAUUUAAAAGUGAACUCCAGGAACAGGCUGUUAGAGCGAUUGCUAGAGGUGUCCAUGAUGUGUAUGUAUCAAUGCCUACAGGUUCAGGUAAAUCCUUAUGCUUCCAAUUACCUGCAAUGUUGCAAGAUAACAAAGUUGCAAUUGUCUUUUCACCAUUGCUGGCAUUGAUAAAAGACCAAAUUGACCAUUUGACAAAACUAAAGAUUUCAGCUGAAUCAAUAAAUUCAAAAAUGACUUCUAAGGAUAGAGAACGUGUUUUAAAUGAUCUAAGAAAUAUGAAACCUAAUACCAAAUUCCUUUAUGUGACACCUGAACAAGCUGCAACUGGAACUUUUAAAUGUCUCAUUGAACAUUUAGUCAAAUACAAAAAAGUUUCCUAUAUAGUAGUAGAUGAAGCUCACUGUGUAAGCGAGUGGGGCCAUGAUUUCCGUCCUGACUACUUGAAACUAGGCGAUCUAAGAGAGAAAUAUAAAAGCAUACCAUGGGUAGCUCUUACUGCAACAGCUAGUGCAGAGGUUGCUAAAGAUAUACUAUCAAACCUUAAGUUAUUACAACCUGUGGCAAAAUACAAAACACCUAGUUUUAGAAAGAAUAUUUUUUAUGAUAUUAUAUAUCAGAAUUGUAUAGAUGAUGAAAUAUCACAUCUUUUAGAAUUUUUAAAAAAAAGUUUGGGUGAAGAUGAGAAUGUUAAACCUAAAGAUAAAAGUGCAGCUAUUGUCUACUGUCGAACAAGAGAUCAGACUGAAGAGUUGGCAAAUAUGCUUAUGAAGAAGGGUUUAAAUUCAUUGGCUUACCAUGGAGGCAUGAAAUCAUCAGAACGUAUAUCCGUUCAGGAGCAGUGGUCGCGUGGCGAGAUUGCUUGUGUAUGCGCAACUAUAUCAUUUGGUAUGGGAGUGGAUAAAGCAAGCGUGAGGGCUGUCGCCCAUUGGGGCAUUGCCCAAAACGUUGCAGCAUAUUAUCAGGAAUCUGGACGAGCUGGACGAGAUGGGAAACCUGCAUUCUGUCGCAUCUAUUAUUGUCUAAGGGAGCGUAAUGCUGUUGAUUUUUUGCUUAAAACUGAAUUGGCCCGAGCGAAAACACCAGAACAGAAACAGCGAUGUAAAAAUGCAUAUAAAAGUUUCGAAAUAAUGGUGAAGUACUGCGAGGAUGUUAAAUGCCGACAUAAGACUUUCGCGGAGUACUUCGGCGAGGAACCACCGGCGUGCCGUGCGCGCUGCGACGCGUGCGCGGACGAGCGCGGAGUGCGGCGCGCGCUCGACCAGCACCAGCGCCGCGCCAUGUCCUCGCACCUCGAGCGCGGCGGCUUCGUCUCGCACCAGGACGCCACCGACCUGUACGGCGGCGGCCGCGCCUCACACAACACAGAAACUGAAUCAUACUAUGGCGUCGAUAGCGGCGAGUCAGAUGGAGAGAGCCGGCGUCGAGUUGCGCAGGAGACUAAAUCACUUAUAAUGAAGGAGUUUGCUAACAGAAAAAAGAGCAUUGAAAAUGGAAAGGAUAAACGAUGUAAUGAUACAGAAUCAGCCAAAUAUUCUAAGUGUAAAGCAGCAAGUAGUACAGGAACGAAGGUAAAUGGAUUAACUGUGGCAGGGCGCGAAGGUUAUCUGUCUCUUCUAACUGAUGCUUUAAAUAAUAAUUUACAAAACAUGGAAAACAUAGAUGUUCCUAACAAUCGCUUAAUGCGGCAUGACGUGGAACAGUGCGCUGUACAAUUGGAAUAUGAAAUAUUUUCUACAACUACAGUUAUUACUCUCUACAGACGCUCAAUGUCCAAAUUGAUUUCAUCAAUAAAAUCGUCUACACAUCAUCUUUUUCCGCAAUUAAAAAUGUUUGUGCCUAGUAAACGAAAUACGCUUAGCGAAUUCGUAGAAGAAUUUGAAUCAGAAAAAAAAACAAAACCUAAAGAUUUUGUUGCAGCAUCACAACUAGAAGCUGCAAAUAUUGAUGGUAAAAAUGAAGCAAGACCUUUGUCAAAGGCAGAUAAAGAAACAAAACGGAAAGCGAAUUCUUUUAAAAGAGAUCCUUUACAGCAAACAAAAUUACAAAAUUUUUUUAAAAAAAAAUCUAAUGAAUAUCCUAGUUCUACUACAGAAGAAAGUGAAGAAGAAUCUAGUCUGGUUAUAGACUUGGAUACCGAAAAUAAACACGAUAAUACUACAUUAAAAUUAGAUGAUACCAUGAAUUCGGACAAGAAUCACAAUAAUACAACAUUAAAAUUAUAUGAUACAAGUACUACAAAAGAAAAUGAAGGAAAAACUUUUGUUAUAAAUAUUACUCUACAAGGUGUACCUAGCAUCAACAAGAAUAAGGAAAUUGAUACAGAAAAAAUGUUAAAAUCGCCUAGAAAUAUAAAUUCCACAGCUAAGAGAAAAAUUAAAGCACUUUUUGGCGAUUCAUCUGAGAGUGAUAUUGAAACAGAAGAACAAAAUGUAUUGACAAUCAAUGAACAUAGGCAUAAAGUAGCUAACAAACAUAAUAAUAAAAUCAGUGCGAAUUCACAUCACAAGCGACAUAAGAGUGAUAAACACGAUAAUAGGAAAAAGGUAAAUAUUCAAGUUGAAAAGGAAACAAAAAAUAUAAAGCAAAAAGAGACUUCUCCAUUAUACAGAAUAAAGACAGAAACAGAGACUGAAAAGAAAUCAAUAAAUAUAAUGCAAAAGAAGCCCUCUUCGAAAUAUGAAAGCGAACAAGAAAAUAUUAAAACAGAAAAGGAAACAAAAGAUUUAAUGCAAAAGAAAACUUCUCCUUCAUCAUUAUUUGGUGAUUUAUCGGGCAGUGAAUCUGAUAGUCAGUUAGUUAUUGAUGAAGGUAUAUUACAAACCAAUGAUUUGAUCGACGAUAAUUCAAUAAAUGAACCUUCUUUAAAGAUACCUGAAGAAAAGGAUCAGAAAUUCGAAGAGGCUUAUAAAUUAAGUGCUGAAGCUGAUAAGGUACUAGAAACUUUGAAGCAAUUUUCUGAAACUCCUAAAAUGGAUCAAUGUAACAAUAUAAACUCAAUUAUAGCAAAUGACAAUAAUUUAGAGUUGAAGAAUGAAAACUAUGAAAAACCACAGAUAGCCGUUUGCAAAAAUGCAGAGAAUGUAUGUCAGAAUUCAAAACAAUUGUCUAAAGCGGAGUCUAUAUCUGAGAGUAACAUUGAUGUAAAUAACAAAGUUGUUACAAUAGUAUCACCACAAUUAUCUAGAGAGCAUAAAGUAUCUAAACAUAGAAGUAAUUUAAGCCUGACCAAAAUAGUUAGAGAGAGACAUUCAUCGAAAAGAAACGAGAAAUGUAGUAAUAAAAUUAAACCUGAGCGUAAGGCAUCAAAACAGAAAAAAGGUUCAUCAAUAAAGAAAGCAGAGAAAGUUGAUCUUGCAGGGUUAGUGGUGAAACUUCUUAUGCCAUACUAUAAGAAGAAAAAGAUAAGUAGUAGAGAUCUGUUUAAAAUAACAGCUCGCCAUAUAGUUCAUCAACUAUUGGCUAUACAAGUUACUGAAGAAGCUGCUAUAGAUAUUUUACUGAAAAAGGCAUUCAGUAAAGAAUUGAAAAUUGAGAAAGAAGACGACUUAGCAGUUAAAUUAGAUUUAAGCAAGUGAUACUAAUAUAUAAUGAAUUAUUUAUUAAAUGGCAAGUUCUAAUGCCUAAAGAUAAUGUAAGUUUGUUAAUUGCUUAUAAUUUUGUUUUAUAUUUUGAUGUCACUUUUCAUUUAUGGUUUGAUGGAUUAAAUCGAAUACAAGA